Molecule: messenger RNA, 132 nt
Organism: Linum tenue
Lineage: Eukaryota; Viridiplantae; Streptophyta; Magnoliopsida; Malpighiales; Linaceae
Source: the annotation of a GenBank genome assembly
AUGUUGACCGAAUUCCCCGACGUGGUCACGUUGAGUGCCAGCCGGUUGCCGGUCCCGGCCUGGGUGGUGACCGGGUUGCUGACGGUCUGGAAAGUGGAGGAAGAAAGGUACGUUGGGACGAUGUGGAAUUGA